AUGGGUCCAAUGUCCAAGAAGCCCGACGCAGGCUACGAACUGACGGUGGUGGCCAAUGGGGAGCGGCACAACCACGCCACGGAUUCGGCGGCCGCCCUCAAGUAUCGCCGUGUGGGCUCUCCCGCACGGGCCAGGCUCACUGAGCUCUUCCGCCAUCAUCACUCCGUCGCCACAGCUCUGGAAACGCUCAGAGUGGAGCUUCAAGCCGAGUACGGGGACGAGUAUCCGCUCGUGUCCGCCGACCGGUCCAUCGUGCCCGACAGCCGCUACGCCUACGAACUGUACCAGAAGCUCUUCAAAGAAGAGUACGGCACUGGCGCGAACCAGCGUCUCAGUAGCCUAGAUAACAUCAAGAAGGUGGUGACUAACACCGAGCGGGUCGCCGUCGAGCAGCAUUGCGGCGAAACGAUCGUCGCAGCGGUCACGCCUUUGAUGGAACGGGCGCACACCCUCCGAGAGUCUGGUGAAAUCGUCUUCAUCGACGCAUCUGGGAACAUGGACCGGGACAACCUGCGCGUGUUCCUCAUAAUGACGUGGAGCGUCGCGGGAGGUCUGCCGCUCGGCGUCAUGCUGAGCACUUCUGAGGCCCAGACGACGCUCGAGAAGGGUCUGAAGAUGCUGUGUGACAUCUUGCCCGAUGGCGGCGUGGCGAUGGCUGUUUGA
Molecule: messenger RNA, 663 nt
Organism: Amphibalanus amphitrite
Lineage: Eukaryota; Metazoa; Arthropoda; Thecostraca; Balanomorpha; Balanidae
Exons: 4
Coding region: 1-663 (220 amino acids)
Source: RefSeq, a predicted model, not a curated record